AUGAACAAUUUCGGCGUUGUCGAGGUCGCUAGCACGCGCACCACGAACGCCCCUGGAUGGGCAUACGUCCCAGACACGGGCAUCAACCCGGCCGUCGCCGCGCUGCAGCCCACAAACCGCAAGCGCGCAGCCCGCAACAACCGCGCCCCGGGCAAACCGAACCUCACAGACCUGUCGGCACGGCAGGAGGCUGCUCUGCGCAAGGAAGUUGAGCAGCUGGACCGGGAUGCCUUCAAGGAUACUUCCAUCCCUGUACCGGCACGCACUGGUGGGAGUAGAGCUUCCAACAAGCACACGCCCAACGUCCGAAAGAUCCUUAUGUCGCAAAAGACAUUCGCCAACCACGUCAGUGAUUACGAAGCUCUCCAAGGCUCCGCCGAGGCCACCUCGUCGGCCGCCACACCGCGUCCCUCACAACCCCACACACCGGCAGCAUCAACGCCGGCGCCCACAAGCCGAACAAGCAGCUCUACAAACAAAAAGAAGAAAUCAGCGCCCGUCCCGCCGCAGCCGCUACCACCACCAGCUGCUCCGGAUGUUGAGGACGUCGACAUGGCUGACGCCCCGCCCCUGCAAGGCGAUCGGACCAUUCUACCCCCUUACACAGGCAGGACGCCUGCGCCUCACCGCCUAGACGACGACCCGUUGCUGAGAAGUCACAUCCCCAAGGUUCCAACGGACAAUGACAUCCGGCCUCUACUGCUUGCCCCGCCCAUGCCCUACCCGGAACUGAUGGCGCGCGCGAGCGCCGCAGAGGCUGACAACGACGAGGAGGACGACUCGUCGUCCCGUAGAAGGUACCCGAUGCGCGUGUUCUGCUCCGUAUGCGGAUAUUGGGGCAGGGUCAGGUGCAUCAAAUGCAACACACGCGUGUGCGCCCUGGACUGCCUUGAGGUGCAUCGUGAAGAAUGUGUCACUAGAUACGGGCUGUAA
Messenger RNA from Pyricularia pennisetigena, 933 nucleotides. RefSeq lists its product as uncharacterized. The transcript has 2 exons. NCBI's taxonomy places the organism in Eukaryota, Fungi, Ascomycota, Sordariomycetes, Magnaporthales, Pyriculariaceae. The record is from RefSeq and is a predicted model, not a curated record. Gene Ontology annotation, molecular function: nucleosome binding. Gene Ontology annotation, biological process: chromatin remodeling. Gene Ontology annotation, cellular component: Swr1 complex. The coding region runs from base 1 to 933 and encodes 310 amino acids.